AGCCUGAUGCUUCAGAUAGCUGCCAGCAUGCUGGUGGCAGAAGCGGCAGAGAUAGAGGCGGAGAAGCAGAAGUACAUGGAGGAGAAUUGCGCCCCCCUGUCCAUGCCUGACGGCAUGCAGGAGCUACAGGAACUGUGCAAAAAGCUUCAUCAGUCCAUCGACAAGGUAGAUGAGGAGAGAUAUGACGCUGAGAGCAAAGUGACCAAAACUAACAAAGAGAUAGAUGAACUUAAGAUCAAAGUGGUUGACCUGAAAGGAAAGUUCCAGAAGCCGGUCCUGAAGAAGGUGCGCAUGUCUGCCGACGCCAUGCUCCAGGCCCUGCUGGGCUCCAAGCACAAGGUCAACAUGGACCUGAGAGCCAACCUGAAGCAAGUGAAGAAGGAGGUCAAGGAGGAGGAGAAGGAAGCAGUCGGCGACUGGCGCAAGAGCAUCGAGGACAAGGCCGGCAUGGGCGGCAGGAAGAAGAUGUUUGAGUCCGAGGCUUAAAAUGGGGGGUAAAGCGAUUAGAUUGCUGUUCGCUUAUCGAACAGCCCUCUGUUAGCCUAGCCUCGCAGCGCCCUCCAUUCUGGCUCUGACUUAGUUACACAUGGUGCGCAGUUUCCAGAUAGCCUCAUGCAUUCAGGUGGGGUAUCUGAGUGGAGCAGGCAGAGCUGGACGUCUGUGGCCAUUGUGUGAUUAUAGGGGUCCCCCUCCUCUGCAGUUACACCUCUAUUCCAGUCACAAAACACAACACGCUUUUUUUUUCUUUUUCUUAACACUAAACAACGAAAUGCAGACAAUAAAUGCGUCUCAUCCAACUUAGCCUGUGUAAAUAAAUCAUUGGAACACAAAAUAAGCAUUCUGUUCUACGUGAUGUGAA
Molecule: messenger RNA, 859 nt
Organism: Anguilla anguilla (European eel)
Lineage: Eukaryota; Metazoa; Chordata; Actinopteri; Anguilliformes; Anguillidae
Product: troponin I, fast skeletal muscle-like
Exons: 4
Coding region: 7-486 (159 amino acids)
Biological process (GO): muscle contraction
Cellular component (GO): troponin complex
Source: RefSeq, a predicted model, not a curated record